This is a messenger RNA of Sarcophilus harrisii (Tasmanian devil), 2430 nucleotides long. It is a transcript of the gene HOXD10, whose product is annotated as homeobox D10. Gene Ontology annotation, biological process: regulation of transcription by RNA polymerase II. The record is from RefSeq and is a predicted model, not a curated record. The transcript is spliced from 2 exons. Bases 408 to 1430 code for a protein of 340 amino acids. Lineage: Eukaryota; Metazoa; Chordata; Mammalia; Dasyuromorphia; Dasyuridae. Gene Ontology annotation, cellular component: nucleus. Gene Ontology annotation, molecular function: RNA polymerase II cis-regulatory region sequence-specific DNA binding; DNA-binding transcription factor activity, RNA polymerase II-specific.
CCCUCUCCCUCCUCUUCUCCUCUUUCCUUCUUUGCUCUUCGCCUCCUGUCCUCCUUCCCUCCCGCUCGGCCGCCGGGCUGCCUGGCUGCCGAAAGCCCCUUGUUUGCCUUGGGCGCAGUGCGCCAGGGCUGUCUGCCCGAGACCAGCUUCAGAGGAGCGCCCCGCUCUCCCCGCACUAUCCCCUACGCGUUGUAGAUGUCGCUGUUGUCCGUGGUUGCUUGGCGGACCGGCCGGGCCCGGGGAGCACGUGACCCACGAGGAGGCAGCGGCUCAAGGCCAUUUUCAAAUCUCAUUGGCUUGGUUGUCAUGUGGUCGGGCAGAGGCAUCCACAAUUACACAGGGAAUGUUUUCCUAGAGAUGUCAGCCUACAAAGGACACAAUCUCUCUUCUUCAAAUUCCUCCCCAAAAUGUCCUUUCCCAACAGCUCUCCUGCUGCUAAUACUUUUUUAGUAGAUUCCUUGAUCAGUGCCUGCAGGAGUGACAGUUUUUAUUCUAGCAGCGCCAGCAUGUACAUGCCACCACCCAGCACAGACAUGGGGACUUAUGGAAUGCAAACCUGUGGACUGCUCCCGUCUCUGGCUAAAAGAGAAGUUAAUCACCAAAAUAUGGGUAUGAAUGUGCAUCCUUAUAUACCUCAAGUAGAGAGUUGGACAGAUCCGAGCAGAUCUUGUCGAAUAGAGCAACCUGUUACACAGCAAGUCCCUACUUGCUCCUUCACUACCAAUAUUAAGGAAGAAACCAAUUGCUGCAUGUAUUCCGAUAAGCGAACCAAACUAAUUUCUUCUGACGUCCCUUCUUACCAGAGGUUGGUCUCUGAAUCAUGCCCCAUUGAAAAUCCCGAGGUUCCUGUCCCAGGAUAUUUUAGACUGAGCCAGACCUACGCCACUGGGAAAACCCAAGAGUACAAUAACAGCCCCGAAACGAGUUCAACUGUAAUGUUACAGUUAAACCCUCGCGGCUCUGCCAAACCGCAGCUAUCUUCUGCCCACCUUCAGAUGGAAAAGAAAAUGAGUGAAAACCCCAGCAACCAGGACUCAGCUAAAGUCCCUCAAGUGGAAAGCCCCGAGCCCAAGUCCACUUUGCCAGAGGAGAGGAGCUGCCUAGCUGAAGUGUCCGUGUCCAGCCCAGAAGUCCAAGAGAAGGAAAGUAAAGAGGAAAUCAAGUCCGACACUCCAACCAGCAAUUGGUUAACUGCAAAGAGUGGCAGAAAGAAGAGGUGUCCUUAUACUAAACAUCAAACACUGGAAUUAGAAAAAGAGUUCUUAUUCAAUAUGUACCUCACUCGCGAGCGCCGCCUAGAGAUCAGUAAGAGCGUUAACCUCACUGACAGGCAGGUCAAGAUCUGGUUUCAAAACCGCAGAAUGAAGCUUAAGAAGAUGAGCAGGGAGAACCGAAUCCGAGAACUGACCGCUAAUCUGACCUUCUCUUAGACCCUUACACGGGGACAGAAACAGUGAGGAUAUUCGGCACAACAUUCCCCGGGUGCAAAAUGCAGGAGAGACUUGGAAAACACAAAAUCUUCAUUUUUCUUUCCUUUUUGUUUUUGUUUUAUCCUGAUAGAAUGUGACUUUGGGGUCAUUAUUUUAGUGCUGCAAGUGAAUCUGUAUACCUAUGGAAAUAUAUAUAUAUAUAUAUACACACACACAUAUAUAUAUAUAUAUCCAUAUCCAUAUAUAUAUAUAUAUAUAAAAGAAAACUAGCACGUGUAAUUUAUUUUUUUUCAUCGUAAUGCAGGGUAACUAUUAUUGAGAGUUAUCAUUUGGUUUUAACUUAUUGGAACUGUGGAGUAUCCAAGCAAUGUGACUUUUUCAUAUUUUUACUCACAAAUAUGGUUUGUGCGUGUGGCUUUCACAUUAGCCAUGGCAUUAUUGAAUACAUCCAAUACUUUAACAAUAUUAAGAUCACCCACAACCUUUUUUUGGGGGGGAAGCACAUGACAAUGUAACUAUCCUCGCAAAUGAACUUAGAGAUUGUCUUUCGUAAAAUGGAUUCUUGUCUACUUAUCCAUUGUAGAUAUGUUCUUGUGGUGCAUAUGUGGUAUCUUAGAAGUACAAACAGCAAUCUGUCCUUUCUGUGCAUGUUCUGUUAGCAUGUAUAAUGCAAUAAACUCUGUAAACGAUACUGGCCCCUUUUGUUGUCUAAAAUGGAAAGAUCAUCAGUCUGGAUUUGAGAGCCUUCACUGGGAAUAUCAGCUGCGGCCUGAAAGACUCUUUGAAGGGGGAGGAGGGGAUCAGGAGUGAGAAGUGGGGUGGAGGAGAAAGUCAGAGAUGGGAGAGAAAAGGAAAGGCCCCCGGGAAAUGGAAGAGUGGUACCAGUGAUUAAUCGGGAAAUGUUGUACAGUUGUUCACAGUUUGGAAAAAGAGAAUCUCUUCCCCUUUCCCUCCUCCAAGGAUAGUAAAGUAUCAUUACCUAAAUCGGACUCCUGCUUCC